Paramecium tetraurelia is the source of this 1176-nucleotide messenger RNA. RefSeq lists its product as uncharacterized. NCBI's taxonomy places the organism in Eukaryota, Ciliophora, Oligohymenophorea, Peniculida, Parameciidae. The record is from RefSeq and is a predicted model, not a curated record. The transcript has 3 exons.
AUGAUUUUGAAACCCUCAAACUCAUACUUUCAUUUCCAUGGUAAGAAAGCCAUAAUAUUUCAAAGGAUUAUCAAACCAAUAUGGGGAUUUUGUUCUGAUAUAUUUCCCAUUGCAAAAUAUAAAAGAAAACCUUAUUUGUUUAUUUUUGCGAUUAUUUGCUUUUUGCUAGAAACUUUUAUGGCAGUAAGCGAUGUUGAUCGGAAAACGGCAUUCGUUAUAAUAUUUCUAAUUCAACUAUGCAUUGUAUUUUGCAAUGUGAUAGCAGAGGCAGUGCUUGUUGAAUAAAGUCACGAAGUGAAUACAAGCAGGAAUGUAGCUUUGUUUUUUGGAAUGAGAGCAGUUGGAGGAUAUCUCUAUACCUACAUUGCAUUCAAUUUCCCUAUCCAUAGAAAUAAUUUAUAAGAUUUUUAGGUGUUAUCUUUAUUUCCAUUAUUGAUUGCGAUUUUAUCAGUCUUCCUUCCAGAAUAACAAAUGGUCGAUGAGAUUAAGAUGAAACAAUUAAGAGCCAACCUACAAAAGUUCAUUUUGGACCCAGUUAUCUAUAGGCCAUUAUUGUUCAUAUUCUUUUUCAUGGCUACUCCGUCACCUGCAACUUCAAUGUUCUAUUUUUACAUAAAUCAACUGAAGCUAAAUGAUGAAUUUUUCAUAACUCUAAGAUACACUUACAGCUUUUGCACCAUCAUGGCUGUGACGGUCUAUUAUUUAUUCAGGAGGUAUCCAUUUGGACAAUUCUUGUCUGUAUCAAAUAUGCUUUAUUUCUUUGCAUCCUUCCUAUCAUUGCUUUUAGUUACGAGGAUCAACAUCGAAUACAACAUCCCAGACUAUUAAUUUUGUAUGUGGGAUAACAUUCUAAUGUAGACCCUAUAAGAGAUCAACACUCUGCCAGUUCUGGUUUUGGGAGCCAAGAUGUGUCCCAAGAAUUUGGAAGGCACUGUGUACAGUUUAUUGACGGGGACUAUGAAUUUGGGGAACACAAUUUCGAAGUAGAUUGGAAUUGUUCUGACUUUCUAUUUGGGGAUUACGAAUCAGAACUUUACUCAUCUAUGGCUUCUGAUUCUGAUUUGUACUGUAGGGUCCUUGUUGCCAAUGCCAUUCAUUGGGACUGUGAAUGAAGAGGAGGUGGAUCAAAAGAAAAAAAGUCUUGCAAAGGAUGAAAUUCAUAUAAAAGUAGAAUGA